Messenger RNA from Penicillium soppii, 927 nucleotides. Its product is annotated as SDR family oxidoreductase. NCBI's taxonomy places the organism in Eukaryota, Fungi, Ascomycota, Eurotiomycetes, Eurotiales, Aspergillaceae. Gene Ontology annotation, molecular function: oxidoreductase activity, acting on the CH-OH group of donors, NAD or NADP as acceptor. The record is from RefSeq and is a predicted model, not a curated record. The coding region runs from base 1 to 927 and encodes 308 amino acids. The transcript has a single exon.
AUGAACAAGAUUGGGCCAACAAAUGCCUUCGCCCAUGCAGGAUUUAUUGGAAAUAUCCCCCACUCCGACACCUACCCAGCAAUCACGCCCACAGGAAGCGAGCUCAAAGGAAGAUCAAUUUUCAUCACAGGUGCCUCAAAGGGCAUCGGCCGGGCAACAGCCAUCAGCUGCGUGAAGGCCGGUGUAUCAAAAAUCGCAAUUGCUGCCCGGUCUUCCCCCGCCCUGCAAGAACUCGCCCAAGAUCUGGAAGCCGAGGCCGUGAAAUCGAAUAUCCCCAAACCACUCAUCCUUGCGUUAGAGGUUGACGUUACCAGCAAGGAAUCAGUCAAGGCUGCAGCAGAAAAAGUGAAACUUGGGUUCGAAGGAGUACUAGAUAUCCUGGUGAACAAUGCCGGAUACAUGGCAGACAUGAAAACGCGUAUUGGUGACAUUGACAACGAUCCCGACGACUGGGCCAAGGGGUGGGAUGUCAACAUCAAGGGCCCAUACCUAUGCUGCCACUAUCUACUGCCGAUGCUCUUAGUCUCUGAGUUGAAGACGGUCAUCAACAUCACAUCGAUUGGUGCUCACUGUGUUUCAGUUAGUGGGAGUGGAUACAAUACCUCGCGAUUUGCUCUUUGUCGGUUUACGGAAACGCUUGCUCGUGAGUAUGAAAAGGAAGGACUUGUUGCGAUAUCUUUGCAUCCUGGGACUGUCGCAACCGAUAUGGCCGACCAGCUUCCUGAUUAUAUUCAGGAGUUGUCAAAGAAUAGCAGUGCCGAUAAGCCGGCGCUUCCGGCAGAUACUAUUGUGUGGCUUUCCAAGGAAAAGCGUGACUGGUUGACUGGUCGGUUUGUGUUUGGAAAUUGGGACAUGGAGGAGUUGAAGAAAAGGGAAGAUGACCUUAAAGAUAAUGCUGAUUUGCUCAAGUUCCGGUUAACUCUGUGA